Molecule: messenger RNA, 1937 nt
Organism: Planococcus citri (citrus mealybug)
Lineage: Eukaryota; Metazoa; Arthropoda; Insecta; Hemiptera; Pseudococcidae
Exons: 9
Coding region: 185-1858 (557 amino acids)
Molecular function (GO): sequence-specific DNA binding
Source: RefSeq, a predicted model, not a curated record
GACGCGGCUUAUCAGUAAUUUAAAUUUUGUGUAUUAUUCCGGCGUGAUUGAAUGUUUGCUGUUGGAAGUUGGUUUACUAACUGGUUUUGGCCAUUUGUGUGAAAUGUGAGAUACCUUCCUUAUUUUUAAACACUAUUUGCUAUAGAUAAUAUUCUAGGGAAUUCGAAACAUUACUUUAACGACGAUGGGAUCUUGUUCAGCUCCAGGAUGCAAUCAUAAUCACAAUAAUUGUAGACUGUUCAGGUUUCCCUCGGAUAUUGUGAGAAGAAAACUAUGGAUUAAAAACUGUCGACGGCCAUUAGCAACGACAGCGCACCGAAUCUGCCAACAUCAUUUCCAAAAAAAUCUACUUCAAAUGGAAGGUAGUAGAUUAAUGUUGGCACCGAACGCUAUUCCAACAAUUUUCAAGCAUACUUCAUCUCUGAAGACGAGCAGGAAACCGGCUGCUGAAAAAAUGAAAAACGAAAAGAAGCAGAAUGAUGAAGGAAAUGGUGCAACUUCAGAAAUCGAUGGUUUGUUAAAAGAAGCAGAUUGUUCGUUAGAAGAGCGGAAACAUGCUGCACACAAAGAAUUAAUAAGCGCUCUAUAUGAAGAUGCGAAUCCUCUUGAUGACGAUGUAAUGGAACCGAAUAUACGAAAUACAAAUCAGAAAUCUCUAGGAUUGGAAAACAUACCAAUGAGUGGCAAUGAUAUUUCAAGUGAAUCCAAUAUCGAAUUUUCUUACUCUACCCCCAAAAAACUGAAUGAUUUAACGCCCAUUCUUGCAAAAUGGUCUCCAAAAAUGAGCAAUGUUGUUAGCAUCGUCGAUAAUUUAGUGGAGAGUUCUGACGAUGAAGAUGGUAGAAAGAUCAUUGAAAAUUUAGGAGAUGGUUCCGUCGAUGAAGAUAGUAGAAGUGAUGAGGAAACUGAUACAAACCAUGUAGUAUACAUUAAUGAAGAUUUAGUCAAACAAGAAAGAUUUGAGGAUGAAAAUGCCGAAGAAAAUUUUGAUUACGAAUCAACCAGAAGUUCCAAAAAAGACAAAGACGAACUCGGUAGUCCAUUCGACGAAAACAAACCAAAAGAAGAAUAUCACAUCAGCGAUACUCUGUGUGUUAAAAUUCCUAAAAUAAACAUGAACGGAACAUCCGUGCAUAAUUAUCGAGUACAUUUGCCGCCUGAGAGAAGAACUCGGAACGGAAUUAUUGAUAGAAAGUCUAGCUCGCCCGCUCAGAGGAAAAGUACGUUACCCAAGAAAUCUGCUCCGAAGAAACCAUCAAAAGAUAGUAAACCGCUUCAGAAUAACCAGCGUUGCAAAGAAACACCGUCUAGCGUUAAAUCGAGGAGAACAGUUUCUGCAGUGUCCAAACCUCAUAGUAAACCGCCUCAGAAUAAUCAGCGUUGCAAAGAAACGCAUUCUGACGUAAUACCUAGACGCACAAUCUCAACGGAACCCAAACCGCAAAGUAAAAUCCGUAAUAAUGAAAGGCUGUCUCCACAAAGUAAAAUCCGUUGUAAUAAAAGGCUGUCUCUUCGAACAUCUGGGAAAAGUCCUGAAGUAAAGGUACCCGACUAUGAACCAUUGGUAACUAGAAGCGGAAAAAAACGUUUAUUCGAAGAAUCUAAGGACAAGUCAAUCGGCGCUCCUCCUGUUUAUACAAUUGAUGAUGCGGAAACAUCGCGCCGUACCUCUAAAACUUCUAUAAAAAAAGAACCGGAAGUCGAUGAAAUCCCGAGGCCUCACUCUCCACCACCCUCGGCAUAUAGGAAGAAUAUUGAAGUGUUAUUUGUAUGCCAAUGUUGUGAUAAAAAGUAUGCGUCUGUGGAGCAUGUAAAGGCUCACAUUAGAACUCACUUUCCUAAUUGUGCUACAAAUUAAAUGUAUAAUGUAUUCAUUUUGUUUCAUUCUGUCCUUCUGGUAACGUUUUCAUUUGUUUAUUACAGUUCUUCAUUUUUUA